Epithele typhae is the source of this 225-nucleotide messenger RNA. RefSeq lists its product as uncharacterized. NCBI's taxonomy places the organism in Eukaryota, Fungi, Basidiomycota, Agaricomycetes, Polyporales, Epitheliaceae. Gene Ontology annotation, molecular function: DNA-binding transcription factor activity, RNA polymerase II-specific; zinc ion binding. The transcript is spliced from 2 exons. The annotation marks the transcript as partial. Gene Ontology annotation, biological process: regulation of DNA-templated transcription. The record is from RefSeq and is a predicted model, not a curated record.
AUGCCCCACCCCGUCGGCGAGCACGGCGAGCGCGAGCCGGAGAAGAAGAAGCCUAUCAUGGCUUGCCUCUUCUGCCGCGAGCGCAAGAUCGCGUGCGGGCCUCCACCCGCGGGGGGCCCGCAGCGCUGCAACCAGUGCACACGUCGCGAUCUCGUAUGCGAGUACCCGAAGGAAUCCCGCCGCGGGCAGCACAAACGCGGGACACGCGCGGCGCGCAUCGAGGCG